UUGACUAUUUUCGUUCCUUCGUAGAGACCAAACGAUAAUAUUCAAGCCGACAGCUGAAAAAAGGAUGAUUGAAUAGUGUCCCAUUUUGGCGCUCUUUCAAUUCAUAUUUUAGCCUACCCCCAGUAGGAAUAGUUUUGUCACGYGUUUCUAAUGGGUUGGGAGAUUUUAGUCUUGAGCCUCUUCACUUUGGCGCAAUUUUAGGCUUUUCUCCUGUUCAUUUAUCUCUGUCCUAAUACGUAAACAGUUCAUUUUAUUGCCUUGAGAGGUGUAAAAUCAAGUUUUCGUACAGACUGGAGGAAUCUUAAUUUAAUUUUGAUUGAAUUGUUUGGUAGCUGACUUGUUUUAUCUGUUGUCUACCAACAAGCAACACCAACCACAGCACUCUAUCGUAGCUAUCCCAUCCGUUUGAUAACCACUACGAGAGAUAAGGCAGUAUUCAUCUGCACUGACAGCUCAACGACACGGGGGACCUGAUCUGCACUUAAAGCAUCUGGCCCUAAGAGGUAUUUUUGCUGUGACCAAAUCACUUCUAUCUUCUCGCAUUGGCAGCCAUCUUGGAAUCUGUUGAAGGCGCGAAACUCGUGUUUUUCAUCAUGGCUGAAAGAGAAGGCAACAUGCUUACUGAAGACGAAAAUACCUCUAGAAACGGCGAAGAGAACUUCAAAGAAGAAAUAAAAGAUUAUGCAAAAACAACUAUGAAUGAACUUCUCGGCAUGUUUGGGUAUGAUGAGGAAAUCACCAGUGAAUCAGUAGAUAGUCUGGAUAUCAAGGUCCCAAGUGGUGCUGAUGAACUUAAAGGUACAACAUCUACUGCAGCUACACAUAGGCUUGUCAUGACUACAGCUGGGAAGUCAUCAGCUCCUGUGGCUAUGACAUCAGUUUCCAUGUCAACCACUCCACCGAUUGUUCUACCUGUAUCAGAAGACUCACCAAGUGAUACUCCCAUCAUUGUUAAAGUUGAAGGAAAUACAAGUGUAAGUGACAUCAUACGACAACAAAAUGAUGUAGCUGCAGCUAAUGUAUCUCCAGACCCUCCAGCAACUGAACCAAACAAGGUUAUACAGUCAAGUACUCCAUCUACUGCCACUUCUGUGAGCCAGUCAACAGUAGUACAACCAGCACUGAAAAAACAACCAAUCACAACGCAAAGGUCUCGGACUUCAUCAAGUGAUUCGAAAAGCGUCCAGAGUAGUACUACUACUGCUACAUCUAGCAUGUCUACUGCACCUGUCGUGAAGAAAUUGUCUUCUUAUUUACAGUACAGUUAUCAGCUAAACCAAAAUAACCGUCCAUGUACCUGGUGUAAGAAAAGCACUCAGCUAAAGAACUUCACCUUCAGAGAGGAUACUCGUGUUCUGGAGUGCCGUGGCAUCUGUAGUGAAGAGUGUUUCGAGAAAGCAGCUCUGAGUAUCGAUGUGAGAAAUGCGAACAUCAAGGCUAUGCAGGAGAGAAUCCGACAACUGCGUGAUACAAAAAGAAAAAAGUUUGCUUCCUUUUCGUGGCCAUUGUUUGACUGGGAGCAGUACCUGAGGGAGACUGGGUCUAAAGGCGCUCCAUGGUCUUUCUUCAAGCAGAGUGCAACCCCGCCACACAAUGGCUUCAAGCCAGGAAUGAAGUUAGAAGUAUCAGAUCCUCGUAUCAUAAAAUGUACUUGUCUGGCUACUGUUGUAGCGACAUUUGGACCGCGUAUCAGAUGCCGUUUUGAUGGCACGGACAAGUCUAAUGAUGUCUGGCACAUAGUGGACUCUACCGAGAUACACCCUGUAGGAUGGUGUGAGGCGAACGAGGUUAUACUUCAACCCCCUAUAGGUUUUCGUAAAGAUGUUGGUCGAUAUCAAACGUUUCUUGCAAAAACCUUGUCUUCUCAUUCACCUGAAUCAAUUAUCGCUCCUGCCAGAAUUUUUAAAAAGGAACCCGAUGGCCCUGAGAAGAACAAGUUUUAUCCAGGAUUGAAACUAGAAGCCAUGGACCCAAAGAAUCCUGCCCUGAUCUGUGUAGCUACUGUGGGGAAGGUAGAGGGAGAAAAGAUACGUGUGGACUUUGAUGGUUACCUUGGAUCAGACUUUUGGUGUAGAUUUGACUCUCGAAAUAUCUUCCCUGUUGGCUGGUGUGCAUUAAGUGGGCAUCCCUUGCAACCUCCUGGUAAUUCGAAAAAAUGGUCCAAAAUGCAAAGCGCUACCAGAACAAAAACUUCAAAAGAACCAGAAGAAGCAACCGGAAACAGGUCCGCCCGAACCCACACAACUUCAUCCGCAUCCUCAUCACCUCAUCUCACAUCACCAGCACAAGAUUCUAAUACGACAUCCACGAGUUCUUCUUACUUAGAAGUCCGGCAGUCUCACUUGAAUCGCCUGUCAUUCCCUACUGUAUGCGUGUAUGUCAACCACGGCUGUAAAAUCGGUCAAUUCUUGGAUCCCGAGAAAGUGUCCCGAUUGUUACCGCCCUACUGGCGUGGUCGCAUCUCAGAUGUUCUCAAACCAUGUUUACAGGGGAUAGUCGAUUGCUCGUACAACCAGCCCACUGUAUUCGGCUUUCUAAGGCCUGGUACUGGUAAAACAUGUAUAGUAGCCCGCGGUAAUGGGCAGAAAUUGAGCUGUAUGUUACAGACCAUAGACCGUGUACGUAUCUUCUGGAAAGUGUUGGACAGGUUCAUUGAGGAUUUACGGUGCUGCGAAAACUUUAUGUCAAGCAGUCAAAUCAACGGCGGGUGCAACAAAUGUCAGAGAACAUCGGUUUCAAAAGGCAGAGCAAAGCGGCCUUCUACAGAAGCGAGCGAAGCCCUGCCGAGCAAGACUCUUAAACUAUGUGUCCAGGAAAUCGAUGAAAGUCCCCCUCAGGUUUGUUCGACUUCACCAGCCAAGACGUGGACAGUCGAUGAGGUCAUUAAAUACAUGGAAAAUACAGAACUCGCUGAUUAUACCUCACUGUUUAAAAUACAUGAAAUAGAUGGCAGGGCGUUGCUUCUGUUGAACCGUGACAUGAUCAUGUCAUACAUGGGUCUAAAGCUGGGACCAGCCAUCAAACUACUCAGCAUCGUGCAAGAACUGAAGCCAAAACAGACAUGUGAAGGCUAGACCCUUUUAACACAGUUUUGUGGACUGUCACAAAUACCUGCAUGAUUAUUUUCCUUUAUUCGUUCGUGCUGUAAAGUAUCCUACACAUGCAAACAGCCUUCCCUCCUUAUGGACUGGUUUUYACUAGCGACAUACGCAAGGACAGAUGGCCGCAUAUUUUGUACUACCCAAAUAUAAAGGGGUUACUUAAUAGCGUUUGUCGUUUAUGCUUGUAUCGCUAGUAAAAACCAGGCUGUAUAGAGACGAAGCAAUCCAACAUCUUCAGAAUCUUGGUAUGCGCAUCAAUUACUACUAUAAAGAUAAGGGGGAUUAACAGCUUACCCUUGUCCCUUUAUUGAAAUGCGCUAGAGUUAUUUUAUUUGGCCCGUCAAACGAAGUUGUCCUUAUUUAGUUUGUUCCUUUAUGAAAAAACAACAGAAAUUAGCCCUGCCCCCACCCACUUUAAGAACUACUAUUAGUGUCUACUACUAUGUAUUAUACUUACUAUUUCAGUUUCAACAUUAAAACAGCCAUGAAACGAGUAA
Molecule: messenger RNA, 3598 nt
Organism: Actinia tenebrosa (Australian red waratah sea anemone)
Lineage: Eukaryota; Metazoa; Cnidaria; Anthozoa; Actiniaria; Actiniidae
Product: polycomb protein SCMH1
Biological process (GO): negative regulation of DNA-templated transcription
Cellular component (GO): nucleus
Molecular function (GO): histone binding; chromatin binding
Source: RefSeq, a predicted model, not a curated record